GGGAUUGAUAUAUUUAAGAGUCGAGUGGGGAAAUGGCGUGGUGGGGUGUAACAACAGCAGUAGUCGGUCGAUUACCAUCAAUAAUAAUAAAAAACCACCACCCCUCUUCGCCCUUUUGUAUAAAAUCAUCAUCAAAUCACUACUCCGUCCACAUACUCCUCGAUAAUAAUAACAACUCGAUAAAACUAAAAUCAAAUUCAUAUUCAGUUGCAACAGCUGCCGCCACUUUUUCUUGUUGUUCAGCAGCUAUGUCUUUUUCUUAUGGUUAUGAUAAACAGCAACAACUGAUUGCUGCUAAGAAAGCUGUUUCUCUUGCUGCUCGUCUUUGCCAGAAGGUACAAAAAGGAUUGUUACAAUCAGAUGUCCAAUCGAAAUCAGAUAAAAGCCCUGUCACGGUCGCUGAUUAUGGGUCCCAAGUUCUUGUGAGCUUUGUUCUCCAGAAGGAACUUCCUGCCCAGGCGUUCUCAUUAGUGGCCGAGGAAGACUCUGGAGAUCUCCGUAAAGAAGAAUCCCAAGAAACUCUUCAACGUAUCACCAAACUAGUUAAUGAUACAAUUGCUAAUGAUGGAACUUACAAUGUACUACCGAUGUCUGAAGCCCAAGUGCUCACCAUAAUUGAUUGUGGUACAUCCGAAGGAGGACCUAAUGGCCAGCAUUGGGUUUUGGAUCCUAUUGAUGGCACUAAAGGUUUUCUAAGGGGUGACCAAUAUGCAAUAGCAUUAGGUCUGCUAGAUGAAGGGAAAGUUGUAUUAGGUGUCCUUGCAUGUCCAAAUCUCCCACUAGAAUCCAUUAGGAGCCAACAUCAAAAUGCUGCUGAUAAAGUAGGAUGUUUGUUUUCUGCACAAUUGGGUUGUGGAACAUACAUGGAGUCUCUAAAUGGCUCACCACCCGUGAAGGUGCAUGUUAGCGACACGGAAAAUUCUGAAGAAGCUUCAUUUUUUGAAUCAUAUGAAGCUGCACAUUCGUCCCAUAGUUUAUCGGGCUCUAUAGCUAAGAAAUUGGGGGUUAAAGCGCCACCUGUUAGAAUCGACAGCCAGGCAAAAUAUGGUGCGUUGUCACGAGGAGAUGGGGCAAUAUAUUUACGGUUUCCAAAUAAAGGAUACCGUGAGAAGAUUUGGGACCAUGCUGCUGGAUACAUCGUUAUUGCAGAAGCUGGGGGUGUUGCAUCAGAUGCCGGUGGAAAGCCUUUAGACUUUUCAAAAGGAAGAUAUCUGGAUCUGGACACAGGCAUUAUUGUUACAAACCAGAAACUGAUGCCUGCUCUCUUGAAGGCAGUUCAAGAUUCUCUCAAUGAACAAGCUUUGCCAUCACUCUAACAAGAUCUCUUUUAAAGGUGGGAAUGCUCCUGUUUUUCUGGUUAUGGCUUUGUGCAUUAUGAGUUUCUAAAGCCUAUUGUUUCUUUAAGGUAAGAAUGCUUCUGUUUUUCUGGUUAUGGUUUUGUGCAUUAUGAGUUUCUAAAGCCAAUUGUUGCUUCUAUUUCAUCACAGUAGAGUUCUUGGUAUGAGUUGAUAUGAAGUUUAAGUUUUUAUUUGUCAAUAAAAGUUACAAUACAUGUGGCUGUAGUCAUUAUAUCGAAAACAUAUCUUUUAUGUUUACCUGUUGCAGCAAACAUGGAACUGUAGGUUCAACUGAUCAUCUAUCUUUGGAUUUUGGAACAA
Messenger RNA from Erigeron canadensis, 1658 nucleotides. RefSeq names its product SAL1 phosphatase. The record is from RefSeq and is a predicted model, not a curated record. NCBI's taxonomy places the organism in Eukaryota, Viridiplantae, Streptophyta, Magnoliopsida, Asterales, Asteraceae. Gene Ontology annotation, biological process: sulfate assimilation; phosphatidylinositol phosphate biosynthetic process. The transcript is spliced from 8 exons. Bases 33 to 1316 code for a protein of 427 amino acids. Gene Ontology annotation, molecular function: 3'(2'),5'-bisphosphate nucleotidase activity.